Lactuca saligna is the source of this 1841-nucleotide messenger RNA. Lineage: Eukaryota; Viridiplantae; Streptophyta; Magnoliopsida; Asterales; Asteraceae. The record is from the annotation of a GenBank genome assembly.
AUGAUACCUACGACAUUACAAUGGAAGAACCAAGAUACGUCACCUUGUGUCAUCAUCAAUUUUGAUUAUUUGCACCGGUGUUCCCUUCCUACGCGUGUGGUGUUUCUUUGCUGCCACGCCGCAUCCCACCACCGUCGCUACGCCAUUGAAUCAUUUCCAAGAAGAAUGGGACCAUUAUCCUAUACUCAAAGAAGCUCCGCUUAUUUCUCUGCUCUCACCCAAGAGAUCGACAAAAAGCUUCAGCGGGCACUUGCUUCACCAACUCAAAGACGCGAUUUAUUACAACAGCUAUUUGCAGACGUAGCUUUACAAGUUGACGAUCGAGCUAGAGAUAUAAUCCUUGAGGAUGCGUUACAGAUUAAGGGAUCUUUAUGCUUUUACGAUGUUCUUGCUGACCAUUUUGCGAAUGAACUUGAGCGAGGGAAACCGAUCAUUGAUUUGAUCGUUCAACUAUGGAGCCAGCCUUUUGCCUCUCAUAUAUUUGCAUUAUUGUUCCAUAAAUGGUUGUUUGAAGUUGAAGUUGAUAGUCCAGAUCUCCUCCUUCGCUACUCCUCAGCUCUUGUCCAAGGUGCUAUGAAUGUUUUCUGGAUUGACAUCCAGACAAACACCACCCAUUUCCAAAGUCUUUUUAGGUAUCUUCUUGAGGAUGUUGCAUUGGUGCCCGAGAAGUUGAAGAAAAUCCCUUUGCAGGCUCAAAGAGAUCUGUUUCUUCUUCUUUCAAGAUUUAUAUUCCUUUAUAAUCUAGAUGAAAAGCUUGAAUCCUUAUUUCACCAUUUCCCGGAGUUCCCAAACGCUUUCUUGAUAGGUGGGCCCGCGGAUGUUUUUCUUAUCGAACUAACUAAUCAGCUUCAAAAAUUAAAAGUGGAGCCAGCGUUGUUACAUUACCUUUCCCGCAUUAAAGUUCUUCAAGGUUUGGAACUUCGAAUGACAACAAGUACCAGACUUAAAACGUGCUUGUACAGCUUCACGUCUCCCGGUGGGCCCAUGUAUCCAACACGAGCCGUUCGUCAUGCAGCCUGGGAUGCUCUUGAUUUUCUUUUUCCGGUUGGGCAAUAUCCUCGACAUGUUAUAAGUUUGUUUUUCCGGCUGUUAUAUCCAUGGUACUGGCCAUCCUCUUGUUGGAAUUUUGUGUUGACAUGCAUACACGUCAUAUUGUAUUCAAUUGCGAGGCUCAUUUUCCCUACAAAUAAGUUGAGGGGGCCCCACAUGUAGCUGUUGUGGAAUUAUGUUUUGUUGUAUUACUGUUGAUUGUACUUGAAACUAUAUUUUGUAUACCCUUUUUUUCAAGUUACAAUAGCUUGUGAAUCUCUUUAAAUUGUUGUAGUUGAUAGAUACACAAAAGUCUCAACCCAACCAUGUCACCAAGUAAAAAACUGAGCAGAGAAAACUACCUUGAAUUCCUCAUUACAUCUUCCAAGAACUAGUUAUUUCUGGCAAUUGAUGUAGACUUUGAUGCUUUUUGUCCAUGUGUUGAAGGAUGCACAGAUAUAAAGAAGAUGAUAGGAGUACAGACAGACACACACACCACAAACUGAGUAUCAUAAUAAUCAAUACAAUACAAUGGUCUAACAUCUAUAGUAAUAACCAUAAAGCUCCAUAAAAAGAAACUAAGUUUCUACAAUCCUCCCACCCUAUCACCAGUUUUAGCCUAGAGAGUUGGGUAUGUGUUCAGUUGACAAAAGACAAAAUACAAACAAGGUUUUGGUGCAUAACUGAUGAUUGAUGAUCUCAGUUAGUUUGCAUUGAUUCUUGAUGGUACUUCUCCAAAUCAGCAUCAAGAUCAUCUGCAGAUAUCUUUUCUCCACCACGACCUCCUCCUCCUCCUCCUCUUCCACGUCCAC